AUGCUCUUCGGCUCCUACGCCACUGGCAAGGCAACGCCACGGUCGGACAUUGACCUGGCGACGCUUGGCAUUGUCGACCGCUACCGACUGGGACGACUGGCUCUUGACUUGGAGGACUUGCCCAUUCCUCAGAAAUGCGAUGUCCAAGCUUAUGAAAGCAUUAACUACGAGCCACUUAAGCGCCACAUAGACGAAAGGGGUAUCACAAUCUACGAGAAGCGACUUGCGUAG
Messenger RNA from Geodia barretti, 231 nucleotides. NCBI's taxonomy places the organism in Eukaryota, Metazoa, Porifera, Demospongiae, Tetractinellida, Geodiidae. The record is from the annotation of a GenBank genome assembly.